AUGGCCUCUCUACUCACAUCACAUCUCUCGCAAAUCUCCCUCUGCGCAACAUCAAUCGCCGAGCUGCCAUUUCCCGGCCCCAAACGCUUCACCAAUGCCCUUCUCAAUGCGAAUGAAAUCACAUCCCUCAUUCGCGACACGGAGCAGCAUGAACGCGCCCUCUUCCACCUCGCCCCACCUCCUCUCCCCUCAAGAUCUACCCUCAGCUCAGACAAUACGCCAGGAAUUGUAGCAGCUCCCCAGCCAAAUCAAUCUCGCAGAGCAACAAUGUACGGCGGAGGCCGUCAAACACCGAGGAAUAAAGCUGUUGCAGCCGUGCUAGGAGGCGAUCUCUAUCAACGAACGCGGAGAGAAGGAAUGCGUGCAAAGGGAGAUGUGGACGUGGAGGUGCUGCUAGAAGGCGCUGAACGACUAUUGAACGUCUAUGCCAUUCCUGGCGCGAAUGAGAGCAUCUCGCAUUUGAGACGGCGGUAUGAGCAGUUGAGAAAUAACAUUGCUUAUCAUGAGCAGAGAGUCGCAAAGCAGAGUGAGGCGUUGGCGGGGAGGAGGGGAUACGGGGAUGUGGAAGACGAAGACGAGAAGGAUGAGGGAGAUCAUGGGGAGCCAAUGCAGGAGGAUGCAUUCGUGGGAAUGAGUGCAGAUGACAUGGAAGCAGAGGAAAAGGAAAUCAGAGAGCUGGAGGCGAAGAAGAAGGCUCUGGAGGAGCGAGUUGCUGGCAUGGAGAAGGACUUGGGCGGGCUGAUGCGCUGA
Molecule: messenger RNA, 750 nt
Organism: Ramularia collo-cygni
Lineage: Eukaryota; Fungi; Ascomycota; Dothideomycetes; Mycosphaerellales; Mycosphaerellaceae
Exons: 1
Coding region: 1-750 (249 amino acids)
Biological process (GO): attachment of spindle microtubules to kinetochore
Cellular component (GO): spindle microtubule; DASH complex
Source: RefSeq, a predicted model, not a curated record